UAUCAGUGUUGGUGAGUUGACAUAAGAUGUUUGAAGGUUCUGUUCUUAAUAAAGUGAGAAGGAGCUCCUCUUGUUCCCGUCUAAUAUUAUGAUUUGCUUGAUGUCUGUGGAUUGCGUUCCUGCUCAUUGGUAGAUUUGGAAAGCUAAAAGACUGAAGAAUGAUGGCUGUGGAGGCAGGCUUGAGAACAAUGACCAGGGUCUUCAGGAGAGAGUGUCACAAGGUUUUAGACUCUGAGAGGACCACCAUCCAAGGGGCUGAUGGGAUGCUGAUGGUCCUACAGCUUGCUAUGGCUGAGGUUAAUAAGCAGGAACGUGGAGACUUUGGUGCAGCUUUGAGUGAAGCCUUGGCCGCCUGGAAAUACUUCCUUUUGGAUAAGCUCCAGCUAUCCCACAACGAUAUGCCCCUUCCACCAAACUAUGACCUCAUCAUAAAAGAGUAUGACUGCUUUUUGAAACGUACCAAUAUUGUGGACUUGAUCGACGUCUUCAUUAUGUUCAAGGAGCUUCGGAUGAAUGAGAACCCAGAGGAGCCCGUAACCGCUAUGCAGAUGUUUGAGUUUCUCAGUGGUGACAUACAGAGCUCAGAGAAUGUGGAUUCUCUUCCUUUGUGCCCAGCAACUCCAUCUAAUAAGGCUGGACUCUGCAGUCCACAGAUACAGAGAGUUGUCAGGAGAGUUUUCUGUUCAUAUCUAGGCCUUUUGGUAAACUCCAAGAAUGACCUGGCCAUUGCAUACAUGCUAGACAACCCCAACCGUUCUUUGGGACAUAUUGCCUUCACUGACCUCAGGCAUGCAGCCCGCAACAGUGCCUCAUCUCUUUUCCUGACAGUGACAUCAUUUGUCAGAGCCAUACAGCUAGGGGGAAAGGGGUACGCUCCACCUGAGUCUGACCCAUUAAGGAAGCAUGUAAAGGGCCUAACAGAAUUUCUCAAUUUUGUCGACCAGCUUCAAGAAAUCUUAGGGGAAACCUCUAAUCCAAAAGAAGCUGGAUUUAAGCUGGUGUCUAGUAUUAGAGCUGCUCUGGUCAAAGGCCGCAGUGGUGGAGACCCAGUGUAUGUUGCAGCAGAUGGCACAGCCAAGGAGCUCAAGGAAAAAAUAAGUCAAAUACAUGCCACACAGACGCAGUCAGCAACUGGCACAGGGAUCAGUCCGGCAAGGCCCAAAGCUUAUGCUAUUAACCAUUCCACUGCAUAUGGGGGCCGAGAGACUGUCAAGGUUCUGAUUGCCCUGUUGGAUGAAGAGGCAUUAGCACUGCCCUGCAGGAACAAGGCAGAACUGCUCUCUGAAGAUCAUGCUGUUCUUAAUGGGAGUGCUGGAGCUUGUCUCCUCACUCUUUUCAAAUCUCCAGAAGCUCCCACGGGAUCUUCUCCAAAGCCUUUACGGAACCGCGUCUGCAGCCAACAAGAACAUAUCAAGUCCAAGAAACUGCGGCCAACCAUCCGCUCUCAGUUUGCUUGUACUUACAAACAUGAUGAUCUGCCCCUCAACCGGGUGUUGGAGUUUCCCAGUACCAGUCAGCUUCCCACCUGUAUACACCCUGCACCCAAACAAACCAAAUCUGUGACUGUGGAGGAAGAGCAUGACCCCACUGGGAUGGAUAACAGACUCUCAGUGGAUAUGGACUCGGAGGCCACUAUCUUGAGGCGUGAAGGUCCCGGCCAAUCCUCUCUGGGGGAACAUAGUGGAAAUGCUUGGAACAGAGCAGGUGGGAAGAAGAUCCAGCCAGCACAGCACAGAAGAGCAGCCGAGACAUCCAAGAGAAAGCUCGCCAACAGGGAGUGCACGGAGCAGGGAAGCGAAGAGAACCAGCCCCCUCAGAAGAGACCCCCUGCCAAAGUUCCCAAUGGAGGUCCAGGGAAAAAGAACACUAAAACUGCCAGCAAGAAGCUCAUCGUUGGUCAGGGCAAACUCACAAGCUUUUUUAGAUUGUAAUUUAUUCUCAGUUCUCAUCUGUAGCGAUGGUCCAUUUGAGCUACAGGGUCACAUGUUAUUUAUUAGUAGCCUAAAUGCAUUUAAUGUUGAACAAGCCAAGAUCAUGUCAACAUGGGCUACUUGACUUUAUAAGGACUCUUAAGCACAAUUACAAUAGAUGUUUGAGAGUGUAAUGGAGAAGAUAAGUGGAGCUGGCAGGGAAAGAACCUGUAUAUAUCUUUCUCAAACUGAGUUUUAAGUUAAUUUCAUGAUGUAUGAUGUCUUAAACACAACUCAUACUUUGCAGAUUUUAAUAAACUUUUAUUUCAGUUAUAAAACCAUA
Molecule: messenger RNA, 2253 nt
Organism: Myxocyprinus asiaticus (Chinese sucker)
Lineage: Eukaryota; Metazoa; Chordata; Actinopteri; Cypriniformes; Catostomidae
Product: PCNA-interacting partner-like
Exons: 11
Coding region: 159-1931 (590 amino acids)
Biological process (GO): negative regulation of double-strand break repair via homologous recombination
Cellular component (GO): chromatin
Source: RefSeq, a predicted model, not a curated record